This is a messenger RNA of Penicillium salamii, 1365 nucleotides long. The record is from the annotation of a GenBank genome assembly. Lineage: Eukaryota; Fungi; Ascomycota; Eurotiomycetes; Eurotiales; Aspergillaceae.
AUGGAUUCGAAGCUGUACCUGGCAGAGAACGUUCUCAAUGAGCAUCACUUAUCGGGCAUUGAGUCGCGCGCUCAAAGUCCACGCCAACCGAGCCAAACAGUACGGCACCAGCAGCACAAAUCGCAAAUUGAAAUUGACACUAACACCUCAGGAUAUAGAAUACUUUACGAGUUUCAUCGCAACGAGAAUGCGAAAAAGCCGGCAACUGUCCACGCAACUUACGUCAUUUCUGGCAUCCAAAAGACCCCCGAGCCAGCACCUACAAAUGACAAUGGGAACGAUGAGGAUGAAGUGAUGGCCAGUAGUCCUUACCUUCCCAGCUCAAUGCCAAACCAGGGUGAAACCUUGGACUCAGUCCUCACUGCUUCUAUUGUCGUGGUGCGCGAGGAGGAUUUAGAAGAUGCCAAGGCAACAUUCCAGUCGAUAUCUUUCAUCCAUGUUUACAGUCUUGAGCCCUCAACCUUACCGGACUUGAAUGUGCUGGUUGACGCCAGCCGGGAGAAUGCUAGUACACAUGCGCAGGAUGAUCCAUUGGAGUGCGGGAAACAAUGGGGUAUGAUUCAAAACCAUAACGUCAAGCGGAGGACCGGCCCACGCCCACCCCCGGCUCCAGCGGCGAAAGCUCCAGCUGCGAAAGCGCCAGCUGUUAAGCCCAAAUCCUCCACCGAGUCGACAGUGCCUGCCAAACGACCAUUGCAAAAAGAAGCACCCCCUGCGAAGGCAGAGGCUAGCAAGCCCGAUGAAUCGAAGUCCCAAUCAGCAUCUGCUCCUGUCUCCCAGGCUUCCUCAAAGGCCUCUAGUAAACCUGCCCCUUCGAAGAAGGGCAGUCUCUUCAGCUCCUUCGCCAAAGCAAAGCCCAAGACCAAGGCUCCGGCCGCACCUGAGCCGGCGGCGCAAGAUAUGGUUCUUGACGAUGCCUCUGAAGGAGAAGCCGAGGAACUAUUUCCUGACAGCACCGAGAAGGCAGCUGCAGCCAACCGCGAAAGCAGGAAAGAGCGAGAGGAAAGGCUCAAGAAAAUGAUGGACGAUGACGAAGCAGAUGACGAAGAAAUGCCUGAUGUCGACGAAGAGCCCACACGGGAGCUAACCCCUGUGGAAGCACCGCCCCCAAUCAAGCCAGCAGAACUCAAAGAAGAGGUGACCGUCAACGGCGGUAGGCGACGCGGCAAGCGUCAAGUCAUGAAGAAAACUACAGUCAAAGACGAAGAAGGAUUCCUAGUAACUCGGGAAGAGCCGACAUGGGAGACUUUCUCUGAAGAUGAGCCGGCACCAAAGAAACCAGCGGUCAAUGUUCCCAAGGCCAAGGCCGGUAAACCCCAGGGACAAGGCCAGGGCAACAUUAUGUCGUUCUUUGGAAAGAAGUGA